CACAAACCAACACCACACAACUGAAAAAUAACGACAGCUAGUCCAAUAGGUCAACUUUUAUUAUAGAUCUUACGAAUCUCGCUUGUCCUGCAUACUACUAAUUGUCUCGGGUUGGAGCGGGGCCCACUUCUCUCCAUUUUCCGGUCCAAAUUUCGGUCGGAAGCGUUUUGCUGCCGACUGAAUUCACAUUUUGCUACCUAAUUAACGGCUAGCUCAAAAUGAUGUCUGUCAUGCCAUUUCCUGCACUGCCAUCCGCACCGUCAUGGUUCCCUGGACACAUGAACCGAUUCACGAAGCAGCUUCCAGCACUACUGUCCCGUACAGAUGUUGUCCUGGAGCUCAGAGACUCUCGUCUACCUCUUACUAGCAUUAACAAUAAUCUAGAAGGUGCUAUCAACAAAUGGAGGGCCGAACGAGGACACCAUUCCACCCACGUCACUCCCCUUUCCCUCACUACAUCUAGGAAUUCGUCCCUAGGAUAUGGUGGCCCAAUCUGCGAGCGCAUCGUGGUCUUAAACAAGCGCGAUUUCGUCCCUGAAUGGGGCAUCGAGCCCUUUAAGAGAGCCAUGAAGACAAAAUUUCCCCACCAAACGGUGCAUUUUGCUUCUUGUAAUAAACCGCGAGACAUGAGAUCCCUGAGCGAGAUGCUCGUAAAUAUAGCCAAGAGAAACCCUCAUGCAACUGAGAUGAAUGUCCUGGUGAUUGGUAUGCCUAAUGUUGGCAAAUCAACAUUACUGAAUUCCCUUCGUAAUAUGGGUAUCCCAGGUCGGACGCCAAAGGCACUACAGACGUCUGCACAGCCUGGUCAUACACGCGCUAUCUCGACCCGCCUUAAGCUCUCAGAAGAUCCGCUCGUAUAUUCAUACGACUCUCCUGGUGUAAUGCUACCAUUUCUUGGGAAAGGCGAUCGGGGUGCAGAGCGAGGAGUCAAGCUUGCUCUCAUAGCCGGCAUCAAAGAGAGUUUAUAUGACAUCGAAGCGCUUGUUGCAUACUUGCUGUAUAGGCUGAACGUGUUAAAUCCUAUUUCGCCAGCAUACUUGACGCUCCUCCCGCCUGGUUCACGACCAUGUACAGAUGCGGAAGAUUUUUUGGAGCAACUUGCGAUACGGCUUAAUAUGCUGUCACGAGGGGGUGAGAAGGACACCGUGAGAGCAGCAAAGUGGUUCGUAGGAUGGUGGCGUAACGAAGGCGGUCUCGUAUCUGCUUCUGUUCCAGAAAAUCUUCCGACGGGGUCGGAUGGAACUCAUGCACCGUUACUGCGACGUGGAUGGGGUUUCGAUUUCGAAUGGACGAUGGACGCGUCUAUGAACUCCACCGGCGGCGGAGGUUUUGAAUCGGCGGUGCAGACGAAAAUGGAAGAGUGCAUAGAUGAAUCGAUGAGAGCUGCGAGCGAGGACGAGCGGUCAGGAGUCGGGAUUAGUGCAACCCAAGAGAGGAAACGUAGCUGGCAGGAGAAGCAGUCCAUGCGCGCUGCGAAAUCCAAGGCGAAGUUUGCUGCACGUAAAGCUGCAUAAUUGUCCACGGUGUUUUCUAUGGCACCCCGCAUUACUUACGGUUCAUCUGUAGCCACAUAUUACGUUUAGUUGCGCCCAAUUACUCUAAUACCUAACGGACCCAAUGCGCCCUGUGAAAUCUCGCUUGCAGACAUGUUGCCGCGGUGAUCCGUG
Suillus subalutaceus is the source of this 1667-nucleotide messenger RNA. RefSeq names its product P-loop containing nucleoside triphosphate hydrolase protein. The record is from RefSeq and is a predicted model, not a curated record. Gene Ontology annotation, cellular component: mitochondrion. NCBI's taxonomy places the organism in Eukaryota, Fungi, Basidiomycota, Agaricomycetes, Boletales, Suillaceae. The transcript has 7 exons. Gene Ontology annotation, molecular function: GTP binding; GTPase activity. Bases 219 to 1514 code for a protein of 431 amino acids.